AUGUCUGGAACGGAGGGUAAGGUUAUUACUUGCAAGGCAGCCGUAGCAUGGGAAGCUAAGGCUCCUCUGAAAAUCGAAACGGUUGAAGUAGCUCCACCACAAGCCCAUGAAGUUCGCAUAAAAAUUCUUUACACUGCAUUGUGUCACACUGACAUUUACACACUUGACGGGCAUGAUCCUGAAGGGUUGUUUCCUGUUAUUCUCGGCCAUGAAGGUGCUGGCGUCGUAGAGAGUGUCGGUGAAGGCGUCACAGAUUUCAAGCCAGGAGAUCAUGUCAUACCGCUGUACGUCCCACAAUGCAAGGAGUGCGAGUAUUGCAGGAACCCCAAAACGAACCUAUGUCAAAAAAUUCGUAUACCUCAAGGUAAUGGGGUCAUGCCAAACGGUACGAAGCGGUUCAAGUGUCAAGGCAAGGAGCUUCACCAUUUUAUGGGAUGCUCUACUUUCUCUGAAUACACUGUGGUUGCUGAUAUAUCGCUGUGCAAGAUCAAUCCCGAUGCACCUCUCGAUAAGGUCUGCUUACUGGGAUGUGGGAUUUCUACGGGAUAUGGUGCUGUGAUUAAUACUUGCAAGGUAGAACCAGGUAGCACGGUCGCUGUUUGGGGUCUUGGAGCUGUGGGACUCGCCGUGAUCAUGGGCGCUAAAGCUGUUGGUGCUAAAAGGAUUGUGGGCAUCGACAUUGUAGAAAGCAAAUAUGAUAAGGCUCGCCAGUUCGGCGCAACUGAAUGUGUCAACCCAAAAUCUGUACCCGAGGGGCAGUCCAUCCAAGCCUGGCUCGUUGAGAAGUUUGAUGGUGGUUUUGAUUACACAUUCGAAUGCAUUGGCAGUGUGCAAACGAUGCGUCAGGCACUUGAAGCCGCACAUAAAGGAUGGGGAGUCUCUUGCAUCAUUGGAGUCGCAGGCGCUGGUCAGGAAAUAUCAACGCGUCCUUUCCAGCUAGUCACUGGUAGAACAUGGAAAGGAUCUGCCUUUGGAGGAUGGAAAAGUGUCGAAAAUGUGCCGAAGCUAGUCGAUGACUACAUGGCAAAGAAACUCAAGAUUGACGAAUGUGCUACACAAAGGAGAAAGCUUACGCUCCGUGAUGAGCUUCGUCUGAGUUCGGCUACCUGCUUGCCUUGGUGUCAUUAG
Cylicocyclus nassatus is the source of this 1128-nucleotide messenger RNA. NCBI's taxonomy places the organism in Eukaryota, Metazoa, Nematoda, Chromadorea, Rhabditida, Strongylidae. The record is from the annotation of a GenBank genome assembly.